CUCAGUGUUGGGGGUGCUGGCAGCAGCCCCUCAGGCUCUGGUUCCCUGCCACCCCCCAACUCCAGUGAGCAAAUGAGCAAGGCUCCCAGGCGCCCGACUCACGGGACCCUGCCACCUAUGGCUGGGGGGGGGGAGCCCCUUCGUGCAGAAGCUGCGUUGGUCGGCGUGUGCCAUCCAUGGGCUCCUUGGGACAGACUGCACAGCUCCCCCCCGCCCUGCCCUGCUGCGGCUCGCUCCCUGCUCCUGGAGUCAGGGACGGAUCAGAACAAUGGGUGGAGAGCAGGAAACACUGCAUGGGAAACAGGAUUUUGCCUUGCUGCGGCCCCCUGGCCCCCCCCACCCCACCCCAGUCCAUCCCACAGUCACCAUGCAGGCACGGCUUCUCCAGCUCCAGCUGCCUCCUGGCCCGAUGGGCUCAUAGGAGACAGCAGCACCCCCAUGCCGCAGCAGGCUGCCAGCUCCCCGCGUGAGGAGAGAUGGCCAUGGGUGCAGCAGCGCUGGGGCGGCCCUGAGGCAUAGGGGAUCCCAGACGGGCUGUGCCAGCCCUCACGGGCCAGGGACAGGACCCAGCUCCUUGAGCAGUGCCACAGCCGAGACCAGGCCAGCUCGCUUCCUUCCAAGGGCCUCCCGCUCGUCCAGCUUCCACUGCAGCAGAGCAGUGGCGCCUGGGGAAUCCGCGGAGCAGGGACGGGAAACCUCGCCCCAUUUCCUUUCUACUCACCCACCCUGACCACGGCGAGGAGGAGAGAUGAGCAUGCCUGGAAAAGUGCGGGCGAGGAGGGCCUGGCACUAAAGGAGCCAAGCAGGCAGGGGCCUCCCCCCAUCCAGCCAGUGCCACCCCCGAGACUGGGCAUGCCUGGACCUCUCUGACACCGGACAGGGCCAGGCUGUGCUGCGUGGCCAUGGGGCUCCGGAUCUACCUCCUCCUCCUCCUCUUCCACCUCCUGGGGCUAGCAGGUGCCAUCCUGGACAUCACGCUGGUGGCCAACGUGCAGAGCCCAUCCCACAACGGCUUCUACCUCUCCUGCGUGAUGGGCGAGCGUAACGUGAACUCCCUGCAGAUUGAGCGGGACAACAAGGUCGUGAUGGCGCCGCCUGGGACACGAGUCCAGAACUACCGCAACCGCAGCAGCGAGGUCCAGGCCCGAGGCUUCUCCGUAGCCAACCUGGUCGGCAUCCUGUACUGCCUGGGCAAGACCCCCACCGAGCAAGGCCAGGUGAUCUAUGUGCACAACAGUCACUAUGCCCCCCUGUUCCCAGUAAGAGCCACGCAGUCUGUGAGCAUCGCCGAGUCGGCCACCUUCACUGCCAAGGUCAUCAGC
This is a messenger RNA of Alligator sinensis (Chinese alligator), 1322 nucleotides long. RefSeq names its product tyrosine-protein kinase receptor Tie-1-like. The transcript is spliced from 3 exons. NCBI's taxonomy places the organism in Eukaryota, Metazoa, Chordata, Crocodylia, Alligatoridae. The record is from RefSeq and is a predicted model, not a curated record. The annotation marks the transcript as partial.